UUUCAUUUUUUUUUUUUACAAAUAAAAAGUUUCAUUUUUUGCAGAUGUCUGUCCCGGGAGCUCAGAUCACAGUAUCGCACAAGACACAUUUAAAGAGCAUGCCAAUGUUAAGCAGAAUAAAGUUCAUAAAAGGAUUAAAUAUCAAAGCAAUUACAAAAGGAAUAAGUCAUAUUCAUGUUCAGAAUGUGACAAAUGUUUCAGCCGUAAAUCAAGUCUUGAAUUGCAUCAGAUGACUCACACAGGGGAGAAGCCAUUUUCAUGCUCAGAAUGUGAUAAAAGUUACAGGGUUAAAUCGCAACUUAUUUUACAUCACAGGAUUCACACAGAUGAGAGGCCAUUUUCAUGUUCAGAAUGUGAUAAAUCUUUUACCCUCAAGCAGCGUCUGGUUAAACAUCAACUAACUCACACAGGGGAGAAGGCAUUUUUAUGUUCAGAAUGUGGCAAACGUUUUACUCAGAAAUCAGAACUUAUUGACCACCUGAGAAUUCACACAGGAAAUAAGCCAUUUUGUUGUUCAGAAUGUGGAAGAUCUUUUACCCGGAAAUCAGAUCUUCGGAAACAUCAGAGAAUUCACACAGGGGAGAAGCCAUAUUCAUGUUCAGAAUGUGAGAAAUGUUAUGGGACUCGCUUAAGUCUUGUUAUCCAUCUGAGAACUCACACAGGGGAGAAGCCAUUUUCAUGCUCAGAAUGUGAUAAGAGUUACAGGGUUAAAUCACAUCUUAUUGUACAUCAGAGGACUCACACAGACGAGAGGCCAUUUUCAUGUUCAGAAUGUGAUAAAUCUUUUACCCUCAAGCAGCUUCUUGUUAAACAUCAACGAACUCACACAGGGGAGAAGCCAUUUUCAUGUGCAGAAUGUGGGAGAUGUUUUACUCGGAAAACACAUCUAGAUACACAUCAGAUAACUCACACAGGGGAGAAGCCAUUUUCAUGUUCAGAAUGUGGGAAAAGUUUUAACAGUAAAUCAAAUCUUGUUACACAUCAGACCAUUCACUUAGGGAAGCCAUUUGUAUGUACUGUAUGUGGAAAGAGUUUUGGCCAAAAGUCAGAGCUUACUGUACAUCAAAAAAGUCACACAGGAGAAACAUUUUCAUGUCCAGAAUGUGGAAAGGUUUUUAGGAAAAAUUCAGAUUACACAGUGGUGAAGAAGAUCUCUAGUCAGCGCUGUCAGGCUCCUGUGUCUGAAGGAUGGGGAAGAACCCUGAACCCAAUCACGGGGCCUCCACCUCACUCCCUAAAACACAAAAUCAAUGAGCAGAAGAUCCUAGAACUCACCCACAAGAUGAUGGAGCUGCUGACUGGAGAGGUUCCUAUAAGGUGUCAGGAUGUCACUGUCUAUUUAUCCAUGGAGGAGUGGGAAUAUGUAGAAGGACACAAGGAUCUGUACAAGGACGUCAUGAUGGAGAACCACCAGCCCCUCACAUCAUCAGGAAGAUCCAGUAAGAGAAGAACACCAGAGAGAUGUCCCAGUCCUCUUCUUCCACAGGAUCAUCAGAUUGUUCAGCAGAAGAAAGAGUUGAGCAAUAAUAAAUAUACACAGACAUAUGUGAGAGGUGAUGACCAGUGGAAGGAGGACAUUCCUACAGAGACAUUUGUGAGAGGUGAUGAGCUGACUAAGGAAGACCUUCCUACAGAGACAUAUGUAAGGAAUGAUGAGCUGCCUAAGGAAGACCUUCCUACAGAGACAUAUGUAAGGGAUGAUGAGCUGCCUAAGGAAGACCUUCCUACAGAGACAUAUGUAAGGGACGAUGAGCUGCCUAAGGAAGACCUUCCUACAGAGACAUAUGUGAGAGGUGAUAAGCUGCCUGAGGAAGACCUUCCUACAGAGACAUUUGUGAGAGGUGAUAAGCUGCCUGAGGAAGACCUUCCUACAGAGACAUUUGUGAGAGGUGAUGAGCUGCCUGAGGAAGACCUUCCUACAGAGACAUUUGUGAGAGGUGAUGAGCUGCCUGAGGAAGACCUUCCUACAGAGACAUUUGUGAGAGGUGAUGAGCUGCCUAAGGAAGACCUUCCUACAGAGACAUAUGUAAGGGAUGAUGAGCUGCCUAAGGAAGACCUUCCUACAGAGACAUAUGUAAGGGAUGAUGAGCUGCCUAAGGAAGACCUUCCUACAGAGACAUUUGUGAGAGGUGAUGAGCUGACUAAGGAAGACCUUCCUACAGAGACAUAUGUAAGCGGUGAUGAGCUGCCGAAGGAAGACCUUCCUACAGAGACAUAUGUAAGCGGUGAGGAGCUGACUAAGGAAGACCUUCCUGCAGAGACAUUUGUGAGAGGUGAUGAGCUGCCUAAGGAAGACCUUCCUGCAGAGACAUUUGUGAGAGGUGAUGAGCUGCCGAAGGAAGACCUUCCUACAGAGACAUAUGUAAGCGGUGAGGAGCUGACUAAAGAAGACCUUCCUACAGAGACAUAUGUGAGAGGUGAUGAGCUGCCUAAUGAAGACCUUCCUACAGAGACAUAUGUGAGAGGUGAUGAGCAGUGUAAUGAGAACAUUCCUACAGAGACAUAUAUAAGAAGUGAUGAGCAACAUAAGGAGAACAUUCCUACAGAUAACCGCCCAGAUGACGGUACCAGGAGCUCAGAGAAUGAUUGCAAUAGCACACAGGACACAUAUGAAGAGCAUGCCGUUAUCUCAGAUGUACCCUCAGCCGUUCACAGCAAUCUAUCAUCUGAUCCCUUCAAACAGCUAUCAUCUGAUUCAUCACAGACUGUUAAGGAAAAUACAAGUCACAGAAGGAGUGUUGUACGUGAAAGAAAGAACGCAAGGAAGGCAUUUUCAUGUUCAGAAUGUGGAAAAUGUUUUGGGCAGAAAUCACAUCUUGUUAGACAUUACAGAAUUCACACAGGGGAGAAACCAUUUUCAUGCCCAGAAUGUGGGAAACGUUAUGACAUCAAAUCACUGCUAGUUAGACAUCAGAGACGUCACACAGGGGAGAAGCCAUUUUCAUGUGUGGAAUGUGGAAAAUGUUACAGUGUUAAAUCUCUGCUUGAUACACAUCUGAGAAUUCACACAGGAGAGAGGCCGUUCUUAUGUUCAGAAUGUGGGAAAUGUUUUAUUGUUAAAUCUCAUCUUAAUAGACAUCUUAGAUCUCACACAGGAGAGAGACCGUUUUCAUGUUCAGAAUGUGGAAAAUGUUACAAGGUUAAAUCACAUCUUAUUACACAUCAGAAAAUUCACACAGAAGUGAAGCCAUUUUCAUGUUCAGAAUGUGGGAAAUGUUUUAUCCAGGCGCACAAUUAUCUUAGACAUCAAAUAAGUCACACAGGGGAGAAGCCAUUUUCAUGUUCAGAAUGUGGGAAAUGUUUUAAGCAAAAAUAUGAACUUCUUAGCCAUCAGAGAAAUCACACAGGGGCAAAACCAUUUUCGUGUUCGGAAUGUGGCAAAUGUUUUAAACGAAAAUCACACGUGGUUGAACAUCAAAAAACUCACACAGGAGAGAAGCCAUUUUUUUGUUCAGAAUGUGGAAAAUGUUUUGUCCAGAAAUCAAAACUUGAUAGACAUCAGAAAAGUCACACAGGGGAGAAGCCAUUUUCAUGUUCAGAAUGUGGAAAAGGUUUUAUCACUAAAUCAACUCUAGUUAUGCAUCAGAGAACUCACACGGGGGAGAAGCCAUUUUCAUGUCCAGAAUGCUGUAAAUGCUAUACUCGGAAAUCACAUCUUGUUGAACAUGUGAAGAGUCACACAGGAGAGAAACCAUUUUCAUGUUCAGAAUGUGGGAAAUGUUUUAUACAGAAAUCACGUCUUGUCAAACAUCAGAGAAUUCACACAGGAGAGAAGUCAUUUUCAUGUGCAGAAUCUGGGAAACGUUAUAACGUUAAAUCAAAACAUGAUACACAUCGGAGAAUUCACACAGGAGAGAAGCCGUUUUCAUGUUCAGAAUGUGGCAUGUGUUUCUCAAGGAAGAAAAGUCUUCUUAAGCAUCAGAACGUUCACAGAGGGGAAAAGCCUUUUUCAUGUUCUGUAUGUGGAAAGUGUUUUAACCGAAAGUCAGCUCUUCUUGGGCAUCAAAAAACUCACACAAGGAAGAUUGACAAUGUAGAGGGACUUCAAUCCGCUGAAAUAGCUGAUAAGCAAACGUUAGGGAGACCAAACCAGCGAGAGGAGACGGGAAGCGAGACAACAUACAGUACAGGAUCUGGGUGGGUGCCGAACAUUGGCUAUAGCGUGACAUCGUUUGACAAUUCUUUAACCUUGAGCACAGAGAAACCUAUCAAACUAUUCAACUCAUGUUCCAAUCCAUACAAAAAGAGAGAAUACAACAUCUACACGGUAAUAUCUCCUCCUUUAUCACUACUGGUAAGUGUGUUUUUACAUGGUAUUUUAUGUGGUUUUAACAUUGUUUCUUCCUCUUUUUAUUCAGGUUCCGGCUUCAUAAAAUCCUGUUUAUACCUCCUGUUUAAGAGAAUUUACCUGAUUGACCAAUCAGAGUUGAAGAGGAACAGAGACAAGAUGGCGGAGAAGAUAUUAAAUCUGACAUUAGAGAUACUUUACUGGCUUACUGGAGAGGAUUACACAGUGGUAAAGAAGACCUCUAGUGAGCGCUCUCAGGUUCCAUUAUCUGAAGGAUGUGGAAGAACCUUGAGCCCAAUCACGGGGCCUCCACCUCACUCCCUGAUACAUGAGGAAAUCAAUGAACAGAAGAUCCUAGAACUCGUCCACAAGAUGAUGGAGCUGCUGAAUGGAGAGGUUCCUAUAAGGUGUCAGGAUGUCACUGUCUAUUUCUCCAUGGAGGAGUGGGAGUAUGUAGAAGGACACAAGGAUCUGUACAAGGACAUCGUGAUUGAGGACCACCAGACCCUCACAUCACCAGGAAAACCCAGUAAGAGAAGAACACCAGAGAGAUGUCCCAGUCUUCUUCUUCUUCCACAGGAUCAUCAGAUGUUGAAUCAAGAUAAAGAUCUGAACAAUAUUAAUGCUACAGAGAUGCAUGUGAGGGGUGAUGACCAGUGUAAGGAGGACAUUCCUACAGAGAUGUAUGUGAGGGGUGAUGACCAGUGUAAGGAAGGAAUUCUUACAGAUAACCACCCAGAUGUCUAUACUCGGAGCUCAGAGGGACAUCUGAUAUCUUCCUAUUUUAAAGCAGAUGGUUGUGGUAUCACACAAGAUACAUGUGAAGAGCAUGCCUUUAUCUUAGAUGUACCUUCAGCUGUUGACAGUACAAAUCUAUCAUCUGAUCCUCUUAAAAAUCUCAAAUCUUCUGAUUCAUCACAAACUUGUAAGAAGUCUAAAGAUCAUCAAAUGAGUGUUGUACGUGAAAUCUCUUACAAAAGGAAGAAGUCAAAGCUAUGUUCAGAAUUUGGCGAAUGUUUUAAGAAAAAAUCACAUCUUCAACCUCAGAGAACUCACACAGGAGAGAAGUUUUCCUGUUCAGAAUGUGGGAAAUGUUUCCCAAGAAAAAGUAGUCUUUUUGAACAUCAGAACAUUCACACCGGGGUUAAGACAUUUUCAUGUACUGUAUGUGGAAAGGAUUUUAACCAGAAGUCAGAUCUUACAGGACAUCAAAGAGUUCACAUGGAAAAAACAUUUUCAUGUCCAGAAUGUGAGAAAUGUUUUCACAACAAAGCACACCUUAAAAUGCAUCUGAGAAUUCACACAGGGGAGAAGCCAUUUUUCUGUUCAGAAUGUGGGAAAUGUUUCACCCAACAAACAUGUCUGAAAAGACAUGAGAGAAUUCACACAGGGGAGAAGCCAUUUUUAUGUUCAGAAUGUGGAAAAUGUUUCGCAACGAGAGGACAGCUUGAUAAACAUCAGAAAACUCACAGGGUAGUGGAGAAGCCAUUUUCAUGUACUGCAUGUGGAAAGGGUUUUAAGCGAAAGCCAGAUCUUACUAUUCAUCAAAGAAUUCACACAGGAGACACCUUUCCAUGUCCAGAAUGCGGCACAUGUUUUAUCAAGGAAUCCCACCUUAAAACACAUCAAAGAAUUCACACAGGGGAGAAGCCAUUUUCCUGUACCAAAUGUGGGAAAUGUUUUAACCGGAGAUCACAUCUUGUUAGACAUGAGAACAUUCACAGAGGAGAGAAGUGAUUUUCUUGACACAUAAUACAGAAAAAACACAACACUUAUAGUCAAAGUACACAUGUAGCAACUACAGAUGAGCGAAUCGAAGUUGACAAAGUGGAAUUCUAUCCGAAUUUCAGGGAAAAUUCGAUUUGCACCUAAUCCAAAUUUCCUCACGCUUUGUGGUAACGAAUCACUUUUUUUCAUAAAGCUUUCAAAAUAGCUGCUGCACGUCUGAGGACAUGGAGCAAGGAACUCUGGGAAAGAGGGAUCACCCACAAUGCCAUGCAUGCAGCCAAUCAGCAGCCAGCCAUCCCCUGUGAUGUCCUAUAAAUAG
Messenger RNA from Bufo gargarizans (Asiatic toad), 6335 nucleotides. Its product is annotated as zinc finger protein 208-like. Bases 230 to 6025 code for a protein of 1931 amino acids. Gene Ontology annotation, biological process: negative regulation of transcription by RNA polymerase II. The transcript has 13 exons. The record is from RefSeq and is a predicted model, not a curated record. NCBI's taxonomy places the organism in Eukaryota, Metazoa, Chordata, Amphibia, Anura, Bufonidae. Gene Ontology annotation, molecular function: DNA-binding transcription repressor activity, RNA polymerase II-specific.